AGGAUGCUGGGAGCUGCUAUUUAUGCAGAAAGCAGCCGAUCGCGGCAGGUACUUGUGCGUUCGUCGGGAGAGGCAGAGAUAAUGGCAGAGGGGGAUAACCGGAGCACGAACCAGCUGGCUGCAGAGACUGCCAGCCUCGAGGAACAUUUCAGAGGAUGGGGUGACGUCAUUCUGGUCAUUGAUCGUGUUCUUCGUUGGGAGAAGCCAUGGUUUCCAGCCGUUGUGAUGGGAGCGGUGUCUUUUGUGUUUUUGCUGAUUUACUACUUGGACCCUUCUGUCCUCUCCGGGGUGUCCUGCUUUGUCAUGCUCCUGUGCCUGGCGGACUACCUGGUCCCAACUCUUGCUCCCAGGGUUUUUGGCUUCAAAGAGUGGACCACUGAGCAGCAACAAAGAUUUCACGAGAUCUGCAGCAACCUGGUGAAAACUCGCAGAAGGCUCAUCGGUUGGUGGAAACGUCUCUUUGUCCUGAAAGAGGAAAAACCCAAAAUGUACUUCAUGUCUAUGAUAUCUGCUCUUGCUGCGGUUGCUUGGAUUGGACAACAGGUUCAUAACCUUUUCCUCACAUACCUUAUCGCGAGCUUCUUGCUGUUGCUUCCCGGUCUCAACAAACAUGGAAUAAUCACGAAAUAUGUCGGAAUGGGAAAGCGAGAAAUCAACAAACUCCUGAAACUCAAGGAAAAGAAGAACGAAUGAGCUGCUCGGCAAAUGCAAAAAAUGGCAACUUCUAUGACAGCGUUUUUUUUUAUAAUUUUAUUUUUGUCAAUAUUUGUGUUUUUGGGGAGGGGAAAAAAACCCAUCAGUUUUCAUGCUACCGUUCGCUUCCCCAAUAACUGCCGAUGCUGUGUCUUUUUAAACUGGUUGCACUGAAACCGUUCCCGUUUCUUUGGCGUACAGAGUAUCGCUAUUCCUUGGAGAGUGUGUUUUAAAAACUGCUGUAUUGUUUCAUCUCCGAACCAACGUCCUGACCGCGACACCUGCGUACCUUUACCACUUUUAUCCUUUUUCUGAUUUUUGUAAAUAUACUUUUUUUUAAUGUUUGUCUCGAUGUAGAAUGCUUUUUAUUUGUUGGAGGAAUCUAAAUGUUUGUCUUCCUAACGCCCGUGGAUGUAGUAAAAAAAAAAAAAAAAAAAAAAAA
This is a messenger RNA of Spea bombifrons (plains spadefoot toad), 1135 nucleotides long. It is a transcript of the gene ARL6IP1, whose product is annotated as ADP ribosylation factor like GTPase 6 interacting protein 1. Bases 4 to 693 code for a protein of 229 amino acids. The record is from RefSeq and is a predicted model, not a curated record. The transcript has 6 exons. Lineage: Eukaryota; Metazoa; Chordata; Amphibia; Anura; Pelobatidae.